AUGCGCAACACACUCAUCUUUGCCGGCAAUUCAUGCCCAGUCCUCACAGGUCAAAUCUGCGAGAACUUGGGCAUGCAUCCUGCCAGCGCUGAGCUUACGCAGUUUUCCAAUGGCGAAACGAGCGUCAGAAUUCUGACAAGUGUCCGAGAGAAGGAUGUCUUCGUUGUCCAGUCCGGCAGCCCCAGCAUCAAUGACUCCAUCAUGGAGCUUCUCAUCAUGAUCUCAGCCUGCAAAGGCGGUUCCGCUAACAAAGUCACUGCCGUCCUUCCUUACUUUCCCUACAGUCGGCAAUCAAAGAAGAAGUCGCAUAGGGGUGCGAUCACUGCUCGUAUGCUUGCGAACUUGUUGGGUGUUGCUGGUGUUAAGCAUAUCAUCACUGUCGACCUUCACGCAUCUCAGAUGCAGGGCUUUUUCAAAUGUCCCGUCGACAACCUACAUGCAGAGCCUAUCCUCGCUAAAUGGAUCCGUCACAACGUGUCUAACUGGCGCGAAGCGGUCGUGGUUUCCAAGAAUGCUGGAGGAACCAAGCGUGUGACAUCGCUUGCAGAUGCUCUGAAGCUCAACUUCGGUAUUGUCACUACAGACAGGAAGCGUGUGAGCAACAUGACAGCCAGCAUGAUCAUGAGACAUUUUGAUCAUAACGUCGACCGCCAACCAACGCCUUUGGAGUCAAACCGCCCCAUUCCCUAUCGCGGACCUCCGCAGGCCGAGCGUGCGGCCGAGGCCGAUGUCACUCCUAAGAGGGAGACCCCACCUCCGCGCACUAGAAUUGUGACGAAUUCACAGGGCUCUCCUACACGAGCUGACAGUUCCGCGCGUGCACCCAACCCCGAUAUGACCGAGCAUGUGGAUUCAAACGCUACACCACCUGCAGGAUCACCCGAUGAUUCGGUCAACGGCGAGACGGACUACGAUGAUCAUAAGGCGUCUGAGGUCACGCAAGGCCGUUUGGUCCAGGGCCGCAUCGUUGAGGAUGAUUAUCCUUCUCCUGAUCGAUCGGUUGUCGAUGGCAGUGUUGAUGACGAUCCAAUGACGAUGUCUCAUGCAUCUUCGUUCUUUGUUCCUGAGCCCCAAUCCCUUGGAGGAUCUGGCGAUGCCGCGGCAAGUUCCGAUGAGGAAGACAAUGCUUUCGAGGAACCUGGCGCUGAGCAUCUUAUUACUCUGGUUGGAAACGUCAAGAACCGUACCGUCUUCAUCGUGGAUGACAUGAUUGACAAGGCCGGAUCUUGGAUUGCUGCAGCCGAGACUGUAGUGAAGAAGGGUGGAGCCAAAAGGGUUUACUGCAUGGCCACUCAUGGCGUGUUUGGAGGCGACAGUUUGGAACAACUUCAAGCGUGCGAGUGCAUUGACCAGAUUGUUGUCACCAACAGCUUUCCUAUCGACAAGGACAGAGCUCGUAGUAUCAGCAAGCUUGUUGUUCUCGACCUUUCCUUCCUACUCGCUGAAGCCAUUCGACGUAACCACUACGGUGAGGCGCUCUCGCCUCUCUUCCAACAUUACGGUGAUUAG
Fusarium pseudograminearum CS3096 is the source of this 1509-nucleotide messenger RNA. RefSeq lists its product as uncharacterized. Gene Ontology annotation, biological process: 5-phosphoribose 1-diphosphate biosynthetic process; purine nucleotide biosynthetic process; ribonucleoside monophosphate biosynthetic process. Gene Ontology annotation, cellular component: cytoplasm; ribose phosphate diphosphokinase complex. NCBI's taxonomy places the organism in Eukaryota, Fungi, Ascomycota, Sordariomycetes, Hypocreales, Nectriaceae. Gene Ontology annotation, molecular function: magnesium ion binding; ribose phosphate diphosphokinase activity. The transcript has 3 exons. The record is from RefSeq and is a predicted model, not a curated record. The coding region runs from base 1 to 1509 and encodes 502 amino acids.